Messenger RNA from Daphnia carinata, 1262 nucleotides. Its product is annotated as rhomboid-related protein 4-like. Bases 194 to 1129 code for a protein of 311 amino acids. NCBI's taxonomy places the organism in Eukaryota, Metazoa, Arthropoda, Branchiopoda, Diplostraca, Daphniidae. The transcript has 2 exons. The record is from RefSeq and is a predicted model, not a curated record. Gene Ontology annotation, cellular component: membrane. Gene Ontology annotation, molecular function: serine-type endopeptidase activity.
GAGAUGGCGCUUAAAGAAAUAUAAAAUUUGUAAACAAACCGAAUAAACAGCAAGUAAGUUGCAUCAGCAUGACAUUUGACAAGCUUCAUGAAUAUUGUUCUUUCCAAGUGCUCUCAAAACUUAAUUCGCUAGGUGACGUGCUUAGACUGUGUCGCCUACCGAUCCCAAAUAACGUCAAACUUCCAAUCAAGCAAUGGCAAGGCAGCGAAGAGGAAUUGAAAUGGGUGUGCUGAUGCUCAUGUGGCAAUUUUUUAACAUUGGUCUUGAAACUUUUCCACCAGUAACCCUACUCGUCAUUGCAGGACAGGUUGCCUUGUACAUGGGUUUCAUACCUGUUUCGUGGGAUGCUGUCACAGUCUGUUUGAGUGCCCAGGCUGUUUUAAGAUGGAGAGAGUAUGAACGCCUUGUACUAUCAGCCUUUGAGCAUGGUGAUGAUCUUCACCUUUACUACAACAUGCUUUCAUUCCUAUCAAAGGGUCGAUCAUUAGAGCAGCAUUUUGGCAGUCCCUACUUUGCUUAUCUCCUGACUGUGUUUACUGUCUUAACUAGUGCAACAUAUGUGGGACUGGAAGUGAUUUUAAGUGAGUUAUUUGAUGACAAACAAUACCUUAAAACAUGUGCAAUCGGCUUCUCUGGAGUCAUAUUUGCCCUCAAGGUGUUGACAACUUCAUACUGGGAUACAGGAUAUCGUAGAUAUUUUGGUUUCCGUGUCUCUGGCAAAUAUGCAGUAUGGGUGGAAUUGGUAGCAAUUCAGCUGAUGGUCCCCAAUACUUCCUUUGUAGGCCAUUUGGCGGGCAUUUUAGUGGGAAUCGCAUACACUCAAGGACCUUUAAAGUUAGUCAUGGACCUUCCUAUCCAAGCCCUCGGGUUGUUUAAUCACCCUUUAGCGACCCCAACCCGUAGUAGCAGUAACUGGGGCUCGGGAGUGAGUGGAUACGGUACUACAGCAGGCCAAACUUACGGGUGGAAUAUUUCAAAUGACAUAAAUGAUGCUGACUACGAUGAAGCUAUUCGGCGGAGCUAUGAGACCUUACAAACCGAAGAAAGAUCUGGAGUUAAUCCCGAUAGCGCACCCCUGGAUCAAGAUGAAGUCAGACGAAGAAGGUUAAAUCGUUUCAACAUCACGUAACUUGCCUUCAUGUAUUUUGUAUUCAUUUUGCUUUCAACCAAUCAAAUUUCUCUUCACCUCACAUAAUCUAUACAAUAAUUCUCAUCCGUUGUCUAUUGCUUGAGCCAAUACAUUUGUGAUAUUUUAACAAGAA